GUGUCACAUGCUAACUCACAUUGGACUGACAGUGUGUAUAGAAACGACACUGCACGACAGGUGGUGGCAGAGAUGAAAAAGCCAGGAGGAGUCACUACAAAGGUAUCAUUCAACAAGGAGUACAAGUCUAAUGUUUACAAGAACUUAUUCUCCUCUGACAUGCUUUUCAAUUUCACCCUCAUACUUCCAAAGAAUUACAGCAACACAUCACUUGACGGAAACAUGACGUCAUCAGAUAACGUGACGUCACCAGAUAACAUGACGUCAUCACUGGAUAUCACAAUGAAAGGCUCGACUGGUGUGGUGAUAGCGACCAUCACGACACACGACUACAGGAGCAAGAAAUGGGGAGGCAGCACAUCUUAUGUUUACAUUCCAGAGGAUGAGAACAUGUGGUCACACCAUGUGAACGUCACGUUAGGAGAGUGUGAUGUGAUGAGAGUUGAAGUGUGUCUCAGAGGCCUGUUCAGCAGUAAACAGAGGUGCCAAGUCAAAGAGAUCAAUUGUAGAGGAGAAAACCCAACAUCACCUCUUGAAGAUACCAUCAAGAAAAGCUCUGCGCCCCAAAAAACACCGACCUAUAUCUUUGUUAUCCUUGUACUACUCCUUACAAAUCAGGCUUUUUGGGGACUAGGCUGCUAUUAAUUAUUCUAUUAGACUUGACCAACCGUUAGAUGA
Messenger RNA from Bolinopsis microptera, 678 nucleotides. RefSeq lists its product as uncharacterized. Bases 73 to 645 code for a protein of 190 amino acids. The record is from RefSeq and is a predicted model, not a curated record. The transcript has 3 exons. Lineage: Eukaryota; Metazoa; Ctenophora; Tentaculata; Lobata; Bolinopsidae.